Molecule: messenger RNA, 1872 nt
Organism: Serendipita indica DSM 11827
Lineage: Eukaryota; Fungi; Basidiomycota; Agaricomycetes; Sebacinales; Serendipitaceae
Source: the annotation of a GenBank genome assembly
AUGACGAGCCAGACCGUUGUCAGCUUUAGAGCCCUCUUGCUCGUCGACAAGGAGCGCAGCAGCUAUGGCCUUCGGUACAACGACUUUGAGCGAUAUCGGAAACACUGCGCGAAUCGCGUCCAUCGUCUCCGAAGCUCGCUGAAAAUGACCCACGGCAAGGGUAAAGACUUUAAACCGCUCCCGCCCAUUGCACCUGAAAAGAUCAACGGCUCCUAUUUGCAACUCCUCCUAUUCGAGAGCGAACGCGCAUGGGCAUACGCACAGGAGCUCAUGGAGCUGUACGCCAAAUCAAACGACUCGUCCGACAGACGUCGUGCAAUGGGCCGAAUCCGACGCGCACAAUCCUGGGCCCAUCAACUCGUCGAAACCUGCACGUCCCUCUUUACCGCGUCCAACCUAAGUGGACAAGACAUGGCCGAAGUGAUCAUCUAUGAGCUUCUCCUCCGUGGACGAUUCCAGCGCGUACGCGAGGAAUACGAUACGGGAGUGGCGUCCCUAUCCGUCGCGCGGAGCAUGUUGGACGAACUCACCGCACAAGCACCCACGUCGCAUGACCAGGCUAUUGCGAGUGUUUUCAUUGACGAUAUCGCACCGGAGAUUCGCUAUUGUGCCCAUGAACUGGGACAUAAGCGUGCAUAUGACAUUGAUGCGAUUGUCAAAGAGGUCGCACCGCGUAAUCGCAGCAAGCUCGCUCCCUUGUACGAGAAAAUCACAGAGGCGAUGGCGAAGGAGGGAGGGCGUGCGAGUGGCGUUGCUGGAAAGGCGGACAAGCUGAGCAGGUUGGAGUGGGAAGGCGAGAGUGUGCCUCUGCGCAAUCCCGAGCUCGUGGACGCGUUUCUCAAAGUCGAGGCCGCGUCGGCAAAAUUGACCGGAACUCAGGACGCGCAGCAACCCCAACAAGGGCAAGGAGGACAACAAUCGUCGAAGCAAAAUGCCAAGUCGAAGAAACGUGUGACGGCAUUUGAUGGCAUUCUCCAAGCACUCAGUGAUGCAGAGACAAUUGCACGCAAGUUAUCCGAAGCGAAACGGUUGGGAGGGGGUGGUGCCCCCACAAGCACCGGUAACACGACAGAGAAGGAGAGGGACGUUCAUUUUGUGCAUUCGUUUACGACAUAUCAGCUACUCGCACGGCGCACGCAGCGUGAUUUGCUGUUAAUCGACGUCUUGGUGGGAGGGCAGACGACUCCACCACCAUCCCAGGAGAAAGAAGACCCAAGAGUGAACCCGGCUGUAGUCAAGCUGUAUGACACGGUGUUACAAAACUUGAAUCAGAUGCGGACGCUUACGGUAGUGGACGAGAGUACCGAUGUUGCAGCCGCAACAGACGCGCGCAUCGCAUUUAUUCGCGCAGCAAGGUGUCUGUAUAUGGCGAGAACAUAUGCGUCAUUGAAAAGAUAUGCCGAAGCGGUCUCGUUAACACAGACGGCCCAAGUACGACUGCGUGAAGCGCGCUUCCAGUUGUCGCUUCUCUCUUCACAAGGUGAUGCCCCGGAAACGGAGUAUUUCCCGCUAUCGGAGGAGGCUAUCCAGCGACUAGAGGUGCGGAUCGUUCAGGAGGAGAAACGGAUGAAGAUGGAUUGGUUCGCCCUGAAUGGCGGGUCAGUCAAAGAUGGCGUGGAGGGCAAAGGGAAGAAACCCCUAUUCUACGACAUUGCAUUCAACUCGAUUGAAGAUCCGCUCAACAAGGUCAAGCGCCGCGCCGGUCGAGCGGUCGAAGUGAAGAAGCCAGCAGGUCCGAGUGCGGCGAGACCUGGCCUAGGGAUUGCUACCAAGACAGAUGGGAAAACUAAGUCACAGGCUCAAGUAGACGAACCGGCUGCUCUAGGACAGGGGGCAGAGGACAAGGCAGCUGAGGCGCCGCAGAGAAGCUGA